AAUAUAUUUUCUCUUUCCUUUACAGUCGCCAAAACUAUAGAGACAAUCCAUACAUAUAUUUACCAACAAUAUGGUUCAACCUAAAAAACUGUUUCUGUUCUGCUCACUGAUGCUAGUGAUAUGUGUUUUUUCUGCGCCAGUUGAGAAUGACAAGAAUGACGUCGAACUGAAUGAGGAAGAGUUAACUGCGCCCGUUGAGAACAACAAGAAUGACGUCGAACUGCAUGAGGAAGAGGUAACUGCGCCAAGUGACGCUGAGAACAUCAAGAAUAUCGUCGAACUGAAUGAGACAGAGUUAACUGCGUCAGUUGACGUUGCUAACAACAAGAAUGACGUCAAACUGAAUGACGAAGAGUUAGCUGCGUCAGUUGACGUUGAUAACAACAAGAAUGACGUCGAACUGAAUGAGGAAGAGUUAACUGCGUCAGUUGACGUUGAUAACAACAAGAAUGACGUCGAACUGAAUGAGGAAGAGUUAACUGCGUCAGUUGACGUUGAGAACAACAAAAAUGACGUCGAACUGACUGAGCAACAGUUAAUAGAGUAUACUGAAAACAAUACUGUGCCAUACGAUGAUGUCGACGAGAAUGAUGAGGACGACGGGAACGACGAAGACGAAGAAUCCGAAGAGGACAACCAAGACUAUGAAGACGACGUCGAAGUGAGGAGUCCUGUAAAACAAUUGGUUCCCUGCGCAAUGUCAAAUAAAUGGCCUGUGACAAGCGAACAGCCUUACCAAGCAAUAGUUCCAAUUCUGAUUCGCGAAAAAGACUUCACAACGGAAGCUCUGGAGAAUUUCCAGGCUGCUCUGAAAGACAUCGAAGGAAAGACUUGCGUUCGUUUUGUUAAUGCUUCGAAAAGUCACAAAGAUUUCAUAUUCGUGCAUGAUUCCGGAAAUAAAAAGUGUACCUCAAAGAUAGGCAGAGUUGGUGGAAAACAGCAUCUGAAGUUAACAAAUCACUGCAUGUUAGCUCGAAGGACAUGUGUUCACGAACUCAUGCAUGCCCUUGGAUUUAAUCAUAUGCACCAACGCUACGAUCGAGACAGUGAGCUCUCUAUUAAAUGGGAGAAUAUUAAGCAGAAGGACAAGCGGUGGUUCGAAAAAUUAGAUAACGAAUGGGAAUCUUACAAUACACCAUACGAUGUGUUGUCAUGUAUGCACUAUGGUAAAAAAGGUUUCACGAAAAAUGGCGAAGUGACCAUCCAAACUAAAAAUACGAAAUUUCAAGAUGAUAUUGGCAAACAAUACACUUUAAGUGAUGGUGAUGUGCAACGAAUCGUUCGAAUGUAUAGUUGCCCUGUCCCUGUCCAAUAUUAGACUUCGUUCGAAAAUCGUUGGUCUUUCUAAUGAAUAUCCCUUGGAAAAUCCUUU
Bradysia coprophila is the source of this 1372-nucleotide messenger RNA. RefSeq names its product zinc metalloproteinase nas-5-like. The record is from RefSeq and is a predicted model, not a curated record. Gene Ontology annotation, molecular function: zinc ion binding; metalloendopeptidase activity. Gene Ontology annotation, biological process: proteolysis. Lineage: Eukaryota; Metazoa; Arthropoda; Insecta; Diptera; Sciaridae.